CGGCGCGCCGUUGACGUCACCAAGCGGCAGGCGCGGAACGAGGCGGACGGAGAGGCCUUUGCCGUCCUGUGACCUCCCCUUCAAAUGGAUGCUGAAGGCUUCGGCGAGCUUCUGCAGCAAGCAGAACAACUUGCAGCAGAGACAGAGGGCAUCGCUGAGCUCCCACACGUUGAACGUAACCUCCAGGAAAUCCAACAGGCAGGGGAGCGUCUGCGCUCCCGGACUCUCACCCGCACCUCGCAGGAGACGGCAGAUGUCAAGGCGUCAGUUCUUCUUGGGUCCAGAGGACUUGACAUAUCUCACAUCUCUCAGCGGUUAGAGAGUCUCAGUGCUGUCACAACCUUUGAGCCUUUGGAGCCUGUGAAAGACACAGAUAUACAGGGAUUCCUCAAAAAUGAAAAAGAUAAUGCUUUACUGUCCGCCAUUGAAGAGUCUAGGAAACGGACCUUUGCCAUGGCUGAGGAGUAUCAUCGGGAAUCCAUGUUGGUUGAGUGGGAACAGGUGAAACAACGGAUCCUUCAUACUCUGCUGGCAUCAGGAGAAGAUGCUCUGGAUUUUACGCAGGAAAAUGAGCCCAGUUACGUUGGUGAAUUGGGACCACCUGGCCGCAGUUCUUUGGACAACAUUGAAAUGGGGUAUGCCCGACAAAUUUAUGUUUAUAAUGAGAAGAUUGUGAAUGGAUAUCUGCAGCCCAACUUGGUGGACCUCUGUGCUGCUGUGGCAGAACUGGAUGAUAAGAACAUUUCUGACUUGUGGGCCAUGGUGAAGCAAAUGACCGAUGUCCUCCUGGUCCCCGCCAGCGAUGCACUGAAAGUCCGGAUGAGCAUGGAAGUGCAGAUGGAAUUUGUACGGCAGGCUCUGCAUUACCUUGAGCAAAGUUACAAGAACUAUGCCUUGGUGACAGUCUUUGGAAAUUUGCACCAAGCUCAGCUGGGAGGAGUGCCUGGAACCUACCAGUUAGUCCGCAGUUUCCUGAACAUCAAACUCCCAGUGUCUGUCCCGGGACUCCAGGACGGAGAGGUGGAGGGCCAUCCAGUCUGGGUGCUCAUUUACUACUGCAUACGAUGCGGGGACUUAAUGGCAGCCCUGCAGGUGGUGAAUCGUGCGCAGCAUCAACUGGGAGAGUUUAAAACCUGGUUUCAGGAGUACAUGCACAGCAAAGACAAGAGGUUGUCUCCCGCCACUGAGAAUAAGGUUCGCCUCCAUUACCGACGAGCCUUGAGAAACAACACCGACCCUUACAAAAGGGCUGUUUACUGCAUCCUCGGCCGGUGUGACAUUGCUGACAAUCACAGUGAAGUUGCUGAUAAAACGGAGGAUUAUCUUUGGCUGAAGCUGAACCAGGUGUGCUUUGAUGCUGAUGGCACUAAUUCGCCGCAAGACAGGCUGACUUUGUCUCAGUUCCAGAAGCAACUGCUUGAAGAUUAUGGUGAGUCGCACUUUGCCGUGAACCAGCAGCCAUUCCUCUACUUCCAAGUGUUGUUCCUGACAGCCCAGUUUGAAGCUGCCAUUGCUUUCCUUUUCCGCACUGAGCGUUUGCGCUGUCACGCCGUCCACGUUGCCUUGGUCCUGUUUGAGCUCAAGCUGCUCCUGAAAUCUUCCGGGCAGAGCGCACAGCUGUUGAGCCAUGAAGCUGGCGACCCUCCUGGCAUUAGGCGCCUGAAUUUUGUUCGCCUUCUGAUGCUUUACACCCGCAAAUUUGAGUCCACCGAUCCUCGAGAAGCCCUGCAGUAUUUCUAUUUUCUCAGGAAUGAGAAGGACAGCCAGGGGGAGAACAUGUUCUUACGCUGCGUCAGUGAGCUAGUGAUCGAGAGCCGAGAGUUUGAUAUGAUCCUUGGGAAACUGGAGAACGAUGGCAGUAGAAAACCUGGAGUGAUUGACAAGUUUACUAAGGACACCAAGCCUAUUAUUAAUAAAGUUGCUUCAGUGGCAGAAAGCAAAGGGCUGUUUGAAGAAGCUGCCAAGCUUUAUGACCUUGCCAAGAACCCAGACAAAGUGCUGGAGCUGAUGAAUAAGCUGCUGAGCCCUGUGGUCCCCCAGGUCAUAGCCCCCCAGUCUAACAAGGAGAGGCUGAAGAACAUGGCACUUUCCAUUGCUGAGAGAUAUAAAUCUCAGGGGAUAAGUGCCAAGAAGCCCAUCGACUCUACCUUCUACCUUCUAUUAGACCUCAUCACUUUUUUCGAUGAUUAUCACGCCGGUCACAUUGACAAAGCCUUUGAUAUCAUCGAACGGCUAAAGCUGGUCCCCCUGAGUCAAGAUUAUGUGGAAGAAAGAGUAGCCGCUUUCAGGAACUUCAGCGAUGAAAUCAGACACAAUUUGUCCGAAGUUCUCCUUGCAACAAUGAACAUUUUGUUUACCCAGUACAAGAGGCUGAGAGGUACCAGCCCAGCCACCCCUGCCAGGCCUCAGCGGGUCAUUGAGGACCGAGAUUCGGUAAGAUUUUCUCUAUUGUUGCUAAUUUUGCUUUGUAACAGAGUCUCCCUGAUGGUACCAUGAAAGGUUUAGAGUCUUAGUACUUAAUGUUACUCAUUUUAAAAUUAAAAAGAGCUUUGUGAAUCCUCCCUUUUAUUCUGACAGGAGUGCUCCUGUGAGGAAAACCCUUGAAUAGUCACAUUUUUAGACGGGGAAUUGAAUUAUGACAGGAGCUGACGAAGGGCCACCCAUUGAGGUUGAGGUGGAGUUGAGAUUUGAACUCAGAUCUCUGCGUCUGGCCAAGAGGCCUCAGUGUCCCACAAUACGAAGGCUGCUUCUGGCAUUUAAAUCCCGUUAUUAUCCAGUCCACCUUUCUCACAUGGUGGCAGUAGCAUUUUGGAGGAAACUGUGGAUAGAAAAGUGGCUGAGGAGAAUUUUGAAGACCACCGCUCGCCAUGGGAUCAUUCGGUCCUCAGGGUUGGAUCUCUCAGAUCCAUCUUGCUAGCAAAGGCAUUUUUCCCCUCAGGAAGAGCCUUGCUGUGUUGCAGGAAACCCUCUAUCCUCCUCCUUCCGGAGAAAAGGGCCUGUGGCAAUGGAACAGAUAUGCAGGAUGUAUACCCUUUUCAACAUAAAGAUGGCAGUGCGGUCAUGCAUUCUCUGGCGGAAAGUCGAACCCCUGUGCGCCCACAUUGUGAAGAAGUCCGGAAUCUCUGGCAGCAUUUUACAAUCUUAUUGAAGCAGGAAAGAAAAUGGCAGGCUUAACUUUACAAAAAGGCCACUCUCGCUAAUAGAUAUCCAGUGCACUGUAAGCACUAUUUUAUCAAAGUGCUGUGUUUCCCAGCACAGAUAAUCAUGGGUUCUGUGAAAGUGGUGCUUCAAUGAGAUUUUUAAAUGAUGCCAGAGAAUUGGAAGGAAGGGGGAGGCAGGAACUAGGACCCAGCAGAGAAGACCCAGGAAGAUAUGGCUGUUUAAUUCAAACAUCUCCUAUCAUCUUUAUGUGGAAAAGGGUAUAAUCCUGUCUAGUAUCAUGCUCACAUUCAUACCUUUGUAUGGGCACAUGGAAAGUAUUCUAUUCUACGGGGAAUGUGGCAGGAGGUCUUUGAGUUUCUUCCUCUUUUGGAAACUUUAGUUUCAUCAGUUUGGAGAUCUUACAUGUUUACUUGGUUGGUAUCUUACUUGUCUCCCCGGUGGGAACCCAAACAGCUUACAUCAUUCCCUUCCAUUUUAUCCUCUGUCCCCCCCCCUCCAAAAAAAAGACAUUGUCUUAUCUGUUUCUUUAAAUCCUGUCUUUGUUUCCAAAUAUCAUUUUGGAAAUUUAGGGGGGGGAAAGCAUCUAUAUAUCCCUGCCACACACCCUUGUCAUUUAGCUGGGCACAAUUAACCUUAAACAAAGCCCCUCUCCCAAAAUUCUAGAGUGGUAAAUUCAGCAUUGCCACUAGAAGAGUCCUUCUGCCACUCAUCCACAUAAGUUGUUGAUUUGUUUGAAAGUUUUCAUUUGCACUGGAGGGCAUUCUUGUCCUGGCUAAACGAGGAAGCCUAAAAUAAUUGUCAUUGAAAGAACUGGUGUCGUGUUCCUGUUUUUUGGGUCUUUGGCUAGAUGCUUAUUGUGAAUGGAACACCCGCGCCUCCAGGCUUCCUUUAACCUUUGUGGAGGGACCAACAGCAGUUGUUUUCAAACUGGGGUGGGGGAAUUAGCCAUGCCAAUCUAUUUAAAAGGCUGCUGCUCCAUCCUGUUCUGAGUAAAUGCACUCUUUUUCCCGCACGCACCAAUAUUAAGGUUGCGCUUUGUUUGGAGAUUCUAGACAUUUCUGGCCAUCUUUGUCAAGUUUGAGGUAACUUUUAAAAAUAUUGUGGUGUUAACUAAAAAUACAAAAUCAACAAUAAACCACCAUACAUUCUACUUCGUGGCAGUUAUCCUCUUUUUCUUAAUACUGACUCUCAUGUUGAAACAAAGCCCUGAGCCAGCCAAGCCAAAAGCCAGAUACAAGAAAUGCAUCUUACAUUCCUAAAAGCAACUGAGGAGGAGGACCCACAGGUCAAAUCAUUCCGCAGCCUUAGGACAACUGUUGAAGGCCUUCAAAGGCACUUUUAAAUUGGUCCUGGAACCAGAGGCAGGCAAUGCAGGUUGUUCAGUCUGGGCUAGAUAUUGAAUUAAGCUCCAGCUCAUGGAACUUCCUGCUGGAAUAAAUACUAGUCUUUAAACUAUCACUGGAGUUGAGUGUUAUUUUUGCAUCAAUAGACUCAUGAUUAAAUGCUGAGAGAGGAAAAGACCUUGGAAAAGGGCCCUCCCCAAAGGAGGGAGGGAGAGAGGUACCGUCCUGAAGGAAGCAAACACCUGUUUUCCAAACUAUACUCUGGUUUCUCUUCAGCUUGUGUAAAUCUUUUUGGUUUACCAAAUUGACCAGGCCCCACCCCCUUUGCUUUGCGUGGAACUUCGGUGGCCUGGACACUGUCUGCCUGUCACUGGGCUGCCCCAGCUUGUGUGAGGGAGGACCAUUGGGUCAGCAGAGGUUGAGCGGAGCUACUCAGAGUAGACAAGCAGAGCUAGUAGUCCACCUGUACACACUUGCAUACGCUGCAGCCUCCCACCUCACAGGAAGAAGAAACACCCCACACGAGAUGUUCUUUCCACAAGGAAGGCUUUACCAAAUAGUUGCAAUAUGUACAAAGUACUAUGUACAGAUUUUGGAAUGGUCAAACAAAGUGCUUCGCCAGGCAACAGUUUCCCAAAGGAACCAAAUGCACAGUGGUUACAGGUGCUUAUAUACAAUGAUGAACCAAUCACUUUGAACCAUCCUGGCGCCUGUCUUGAUCAAUCUGCCCCUGUCUUACAUACAAAAAGUUUCUUUAACUCAUUAAAAAAUCUAACAGGUUGAGUCCUAGCUAGACUAGCAUCCUUCACCAUGACAUGUAGCUUCUGUGUAUCUGCUACCAAUUGCACGACAAAUCCAUUCUUCACUCUGAGAAAGCAGAGCUCUUGUGUAUUUGUGAAUAGUUUUACAUCCUGCACACCAGAGUUUGCUUUUAUUUCUCCUACCCAGAGAAGACCACGCCCUAUCCCGUAAAUCGGAGUAACCGCCUUUUGU
Messenger RNA from Sphaerodactylus townsendi, 5498 nucleotides. RefSeq names its product nucleoporin 93 (gene NUP93). The transcript has 22 exons. Gene Ontology annotation, cellular component: nuclear pore. Gene Ontology annotation, biological process: protein import into nucleus; poly(A)+ mRNA export from nucleus. Gene Ontology annotation, molecular function: structural constituent of nuclear pore. The record is from RefSeq and is a predicted model, not a curated record. Lineage: Eukaryota; Metazoa; Chordata; Lepidosauria; Squamata; Sphaerodactylidae. The coding region runs from base 85 to 2496 and encodes 803 amino acids.